GUCAAGAACGCAGUAUAACUUUUCGAAAUACAAGAAGGAUUUUCGAUAAAGAUAUUAGGGUGACGUGCGGUAACGAUCAGAAGUGAUGGCUACAUCGAACGAUUAUGGACUACAACGCAUGCGCAGCGGUAGCACAAGCAGCGAUCAUACUUAUUGCUACAUAAUGGAUGAUCCAAGCGAUUAUACUGAUCUAACAAAUUCUGCUAUAAAACAAGGCUUCAGCCCUACUCAACAAAAAAAAAAACUGAACAAAAGCACUAAAUGGACUAUUGUGGGAGGCAUCGCGACUACACUUCUUGCUGCAGUCGUUGUCGUGCUCGUGGUUGUAGUUCCAAGAAAAGAAGCACGUGAAGAAAAAAUCAACGGAAAGUCAACAACGCUGACACCCACAGUAACGCAACCUGUCUUUUCUAUCAUCACAUCCUCAGCGUCUUCUGCGCCUACUAGAGCCACCAGCAACUCCACGACUAAGCCGUCAAGCUCUUCUAUCAAUCCAUCCGGUGCUUCCUCUGCACCCACUAAACCAUCUAGCAGCUCCAUUCGAAGCUCCGUCAAAACUACAACCCAAUCACCAACAAGAAACUCCCAUUGUAUGAUUGUCGGAGAUAUGCUGAAUCUGGGUCACGAUAAGACUUUCUACGAAGCUGAGAAAAAUAUGCUGAAUGUUGUCGCUGGCAUGUUGCUCCCUAUAGGACAAAGCGACCACACUGCUGCGUUGUGGAGCUAUGGCCACGUCGAACACCCCAGCACCCUUUUGGGAACCUUCCACACAUUCACCAAGGAUUGGUCUGAAUUCAACGGCAUGUUAACGAACAAGAUGAAGUUUUCUUCUUCAAAGGUAUACCCACAAGGUGGAAACAAAGACGUCUUUUCCCUGAUUAAUAACACUACGGACCCCAGAAACAAGGCAAACUGCUUGGUUUUUUUAUCUGCCAUGACAGACGUGAAAGAUUAUAAAAUUGUACCAGAUUACCAUUACGAAAGAAUCGUCGUUGUUAACAUGGCAGGUGGCAACUUCAGCGGAAUUGUGGAAGAAAGUCAAGGGAUUGUUGUCGAGGUCUCUCAACCAUAUUCUGAUAAAGUAGAGGAGAAUGCUAAAAAAAUUCACGAUGCAAUACGGAAAGGUUUUCAUUCGUAG
Molecule: messenger RNA, 1138 nt
Organism: Cylicocyclus nassatus
Lineage: Eukaryota; Metazoa; Nematoda; Chromadorea; Rhabditida; Strongylidae
Source: the annotation of a GenBank genome assembly